ACCAGCUCUGUAAAGCUCCUGGUUCAAUAUGUGACACUUGGGAAACAGCAGCUGACAAUCUGUAGGAUGGCAGCGUGUUACUCUCAAGAGAAAUUUAAUGCUACUUCAUACGAUGCCAUGGCUUUCGUCAUCAUCACACUUCAGACAUUUGCUGGCAUGUGGAUAAAUGGUUUCAUUGUUUCUGUGCUGUGUGUUGCUUGGGUGAAAAAGAAAAUCUUUAACUCUAAUGAGAAGAUCUUGCUGUUUCUGGGGUGCUGCAGGUUUGUGUAUUUAUGCAUCAUGUGUGUGUAUUCAUUUAUGUCAAUUAUUUUUCCCCACUGCAUUUAUGUUCACCCUAUACCCCAAAUAUUUUCAUAUAUCCUAAGCUUUUUAGAUUCUUCUAAUGUGUGGGUCUCUGCCUGUCUUUGUGGGUUUUAUUGUAUAAAAAUUGCAAAUUUCCAGCACACUUUCUUCAUUUAUCUUAAGGUAAAAAUUGACAGGAUUGUGCCAUGGCUUCUGUUUGCUUCUGUGCUCUUAGCACAGGUCACAGGAAUCAUUGGCUAUGAUCUUACUGACAGAACCUUAUUUCAAAACAUCAAUUCCACUGACACAAUACUUUUCAGGACACUGAGUGUCAGAAUAGAUGAACAUAUAUUUCUUAUGUUUUUAAUCAUUGCCUUCAAAUCAACCACUGCAUUCAUGGUAGUUGUCUUUUUUACCCUUCUCCUCCUCUUUUCUCUCUGGAGACACAAACGCAGGAUGCAGGCCAACUCAAUGAGGAACCUCAACAUGGAUGCCCACAUCAAAGCCAUAAAAUCUAUUCUAUUAUUUAUCUGCAUUUACAGCAUCAGCUUUACUGGAUUCAUAUUGAUAUUAAUUAGUUCCACAACAAAAAAGACUAUUCCAAUGUUUUACAUUUUAAUAUUUCACUUUGCUCUUCCAGUUCUCCAUUCCCUUAUCCUGAUUUUCAGCAAUCCCAAACUGAAAAAGGCAUUGCUAAGGACUCUGGCCUUUUUGAAGUGGAAGUUUCUAAAGGGUUAG
Messenger RNA from Dryobates pubescens (Downy woodpecker), 1020 nucleotides. RefSeq names its product taste receptor type 2 member 9. Gene Ontology annotation, molecular function: bitter taste receptor activity; G protein-coupled receptor activity. Lineage: Eukaryota; Metazoa; Chordata; Aves; Piciformes; Picidae. The record is from RefSeq and is a predicted model, not a curated record. Gene Ontology annotation, biological process: sensory perception of taste; detection of chemical stimulus involved in sensory perception of bitter taste; G protein-coupled receptor signaling pathway. Gene Ontology annotation, cellular component: membrane. The transcript has a single exon. The coding region runs from base 67 to 1020 and encodes 317 amino acids.